CUUAUUAGUAUGUAAGACUAUUUUAUAGUAAACCCGCUUUCUGACAUCACCCGUGUCGAUCCCAAACCCGCGCGCACUAUACUUGUAGUACACACGCGGCGACCCCGCAGACAGCACGCCAUCCAUCACUGCUAUGGCGCGUCAGCGCGCGCCGCGGGCUUACUCUUGUGCAAUCGCUCACCAUCGCGGCGGAGGGGCUCUGGGGGGUGGGAGAUUGGUUAGGGGAUUGUAGGGAGGGAGGGGGUAUGUAGGGGCUAUGUAGGGAGGGGGAUAUAAAGAGGGGGGUUGCUCGGGGAAGUGUAGAGAUUGAAGUGUAGAAUUUGAAGUUCGAAGUUUGAAGUUUGAAGUGCAGACUGAAUACAUCUGGAUUGAGAAUGGCAGCUAAUGGACACGCGGAUGGAAGCGCAACGGAGGAGGUGUUUACGCCGCCGACGCCGCAUGAGUUGAAUACGGAUCCGGGGCGCGUUGCGUUUGCGUAUGUGCCUUUCUUCUCCCCUUUCCGCCCCCCCCCCCCCUCGUGGUCGACGCCCCUAACGCAUCGCAGCUACUGGGUCCCCAACGUCUCCGGCGGGCUGGUAAUCUCCAAGAUCCCACAGCGCACGUCCUGGGACCUCGCGUCCAACGUACGCUACGCGCAAACCGCCGAAGCCGUCGGCUUCGAGUACGCGCUCACGCAGAUCCGCUUCACGGCGUCCUACGGCGCCGCCAACCAGCACGAAUCCGUGACCUUCUCGCAAGCGCUGCUGCACCGCACCGAGCGGCUGAAGCUCAUCGCCGCGAUCCUGCCCGGGCCCUGGAACCCCACCGUGGCGGCGAAGCAGAUUGCUAGUAUUGACCACUACACGCAGGGACGUAUUGUGGUGAACAUCGUGUCCGGGUGGUUCAAGGGCGAGUUCACGGCGGUCGGGCAGUGGUGGCUGGAGCACGCGGAGCGGUACCGGCGCAGCCGCGAGUUCAUCGAGGCGCUGCGGGGGAUCUGGACGGCGGGCGACGGCGGGUUCACGUACGGGGGCGACUUCUACCAGUACCGGGGUUACCGGCUGAGUCCGCAGCCGCUGAGGUGGGAGGGCCGGCCGCACCCGGAGAUUUUCCAGGGCGGGAAUAGCGAUGAUGCGCGCGAUAAUGGGGCGCAGGUCAGUGAUUGGUAUUUCAUGAAUGGGAAUGAUCUCGAGGGCUUCCGGGCGCAGAUUCUGGAUGUCAAGGAAAGGGCGAGGAAGGUGGGGCGCGAGCAGCAUGUGAGGUUUGCGGUGAAUUCGUUUGUGAUUCUGAGGGAGACGGAGGAGGAGGCGAUCCAGGUGCUGAAGGAGAUCCAGGGCAAGGCUGACACGGAGGCUGUCGAGGCGUUCCGUGACGCGGUGCAGCAGGCGGGUGCCAGCACGGGGAACAAGAAGGGGAUGUGGGCGGACUCGAAGGUGGAGGAUCUGGUGCAGUACAACGACGGGUUCAAGACGAAGCUGAUUGGAACGAAGGAGCAGAUUGCCGAUCGCAUUCUGCUGCUGAAGAGCCUGGGUGUCAAUCUGGUGCUGUCGGCGUUCCUGCACUACGAGGACGACAUCGAGGCGUACGGGCGAGAAGUGCUGCCGCUGGUGAGGAAACUGGAGGCGGAAGGCCGAGGCAAGGACGCCGAAGACGAGAUCCGGAGAACUGGCGAUAUCUACCGAAAGUAGAGUGUAGUAUGGAUUUUGAUAUAUAGUGCCGCGCAAAGUUGGUCAACUCUCAUUCACGGGCCAGCCAGCUUUCCACUCGUCCUCUGGAAUAGUGGUUCGUGACUUGCGGCAUCAGGGCAUCGUUGAUGGUGUCGAGGUUCUGCUGCUGCUGGGGCAAUUUGCCUUUAUUUGUAGGUGCCUUCUGCUCGGCACCUCUCGAGCCUGCCCACAUGUUCCCAGCGGGUGCGGCAGCGGCGGAUGGCCAUUUCUCCUUCACGAUGCGGCCACAGCUCAGCAGCGAGCCGCACAUGGUGUGAGAUGUGGGGAAUGCAAGUUCGUAUUGUCAAGGUCUCGCAUGUACACAGAUACAAGCCCAGUAACAACAACGAUAUGGUGUGGUGUAGGAGCGCAGGAGUGGAGCACCAAUAUCUGGUCUUCUGAUGCUGGUGCUGAGUAAGGAAGCGAGGUAUGACGUCGAGCACGAAGAUCAAAAUCGAAACUCUGCGUGUG
This is a messenger RNA of Boeremia exigua, 2156 nucleotides long. Its product is annotated as luciferase-like domain-containing protein. The transcript has a single exon. Gene Ontology annotation, molecular function: alkanesulfonate monooxygenase activity. Bases 375 to 1667 code for a protein of 430 amino acids. Gene Ontology annotation, biological process: alkanesulfonate catabolic process. The record is from RefSeq and is a predicted model, not a curated record. NCBI's taxonomy places the organism in Eukaryota, Fungi, Ascomycota, Dothideomycetes, Pleosporales, Didymellaceae.